Mycetomoellerius zeteki is the source of this 1473-nucleotide messenger RNA. RefSeq lists its product as uncharacterized. The record is from RefSeq and is a predicted model, not a curated record. Gene Ontology annotation, biological process: DNA integration. The coding region runs from base 1 to 1473 and encodes 490 amino acids. NCBI's taxonomy places the organism in Eukaryota, Metazoa, Arthropoda, Insecta, Hymenoptera, Formicidae. The transcript has 3 exons. Gene Ontology annotation, molecular function: nucleic acid binding; zinc ion binding.
AUGGCCAUGCGUGCGAUGCUGGAUCUCAAUGGUCUCGAAAAAUGCAUCGUUACUGGUGAUGCCGGAGAAGUGGACACGGACAAGCAAAAGAAGGCUAAAGGAAGAAUUCUACUCAGUAUCGAUGAAUCCCUGUAUGUACAUGUAGAGAACUCUAGAAAUGCAGCAGAAAUGUGGGAUAAGCUCGAAAAUCUAUUCCAAAACACGGGUGCCAUGCAUAAAAUAGGGUUAAUACAAAAAUUGAUUAACAUUCGUCUUGAAAACUGCGAGUCAAUGUCCGAAUAUGUAAGUCAAAUUUCAGGAGCUGCUAAUAAGCUGAAUAAUAUUGGGCUUAACAUCGGAGACAAACUGGUUGGUGCAAUCAUGCUGGCUGAUCUCACAGAAGAAUUCAAACCUUUAACGAUGGGUUUCGAGGGCAGUGGAAUAAAGACAACUUCGGAUGCCGUAAAAACGAAAUUCAUUGACACAGCAUAUCAGAAGGAAUCUCAUUGUGUCUUUCUCGGUAAAAAUGCAUCCAAGGAUAAAAGAUCAAAGAACUCUGAUGUAAGAACACCAAAAUGUAAUAAGUGUGGCAAGAAGGGUCACAAGUCGAAUCAAUGCAGGUACACUAAAGAUCCCAAGCCUAAUAAGAAUGAAAAAUUGGCAGAUUCGGAUGACAGAUCAAUCAAAGCAAGUAAAGACAAAAAGGAAAGUAGAAACGCAUUUAGUGCAAUGUCCUUGUCUAAAGCAACGCAAAAUCGAAGCAAUUGGUAUAUAGACAGUGGAGCGUCACAGCAUAUGACGUCUCAUGAAGAUUGGUUAAGUGAAUUGAGAUCUACAUCUGUAAAAGAAAUUGUUACUGCCAAUAAUCAAAAAAUGGCUGUCUCAGGAACAGGCAAAGUUGUUCUCAGGGUAAAUGAUGAGGAUGUCGGCGUAAAGGAUGUUCUAUAUGUUCCGGAACUGACGACGAACAUACUUUCAGUCAAUCAAAUGGUAAAAAAUGGAAAUACCGUAGUAUUCAAUGCUGAUGGAUGUUCUAUCUUUAAUAAAAAUGGAGAUUGCCUAGUCAAGGUGAAACCAUCUGAUGGAGUGUAUCAUCUUCCAAGUAUCAACUCAUCAUGCAUGCUAUCAACCACUAGCGACAGCGCGAUAAUUUGGCGAUCGUCGGCUAGCACAUGUGAACCAUGGCGAUUUGUGUCAAAAUCUGAAAUACUGAAGCGAUUCAAAGAUUUCAAGAAGCUAGUUGAGAUCCAAACCGAAAGAAAAAUAAAAGUAAUCCGGACAGAUAAUGGGACGGAAUAUUGCAGCAAGGAUUUUGAAGAAUUCUGCCGUAAUGAAGGUGUAAAUCAUCAAAUGUCGAACACAUAUACUCCUCAGCAAAAAUGGGAUUGCAGAGCGUAUGAACUAUGCAUCAACUCGGCAUUGGACGAUAAAACGCCAGAACAAAUGUGGACCGGAGAUAAGACGGAUGUAAGCAAUCUCAAGAUUUUCGGUUGA